AUGCCAGUUCGUCAGUUGGGUCCUCCUGGAACAUUGCAUAAGAAAAAUGAUUGUCUUUCUGACCAAACUGUUGAAAACCUACUUGCAACAGACAUUUCACCUAACACACCUGAGGCAAUUGAUAGACUCUUCAUGGAUAUAGGAAACAUCAACAGAGGGUCUAUGGCUGAAAUACAGGAUUGUCAGAUUGAAGAAAUGGCGGUAAACCUGUGGAACUGGGCAAUUACCAAUAAAAUGGAUUUGGUGAUAAAUGAACAGAAAGCUAAAGUGCGGCAUGUUGCUUGUAAGUUGAUUCGCAUGUGUGAACACCCAGAUGCUUCAGAAGAAGCUAUUCAAAGACAAAUUUUGAUGAGUAUGAAAACAGGAAAAGGAUGGGUGGAUGUUGGAAAUGUGGCGCUUGCUGAUGAUUUUUUUCAAUCUGCCAUGACUAGUCUGGAGCAGUUAUAUUCCAAAUUAACUCAGAGGAGCCCCACUGAGGAACAUGUGAUUAUGCAGAAGAAUACUGUGGAGAGGGACCUUUUGAAAGUGCUUUCUUACCAAGCAGAAGCAGCAGUUGCUGAAGGGGAUUUUCAAAGAGCAUCUAGUUGUAUACUACGCUGUAAAGAUAUGUUGAUGAGGCUUCCCCAAAUGGCUUGUUAUCUUCAUACUGUCUGUUACAACUUGGGAAUACAAAUCUACAAGGAGAAUAAAUACGAAGAAAGUUGUUUCUGGCUUAGCCAAAGCUAUGAUAUUGGGAGGACGGACAGGAAUUCUGUUGAGCCAGAAAUGUUGGCUAAAGUCCUGCGGUUACUGGCCACUGCUUAUUUGGAUUGGGACAGCAGCGAAUAUUAUGAUAAGGCCCUCAACAUUAUAAACCUAGCAAACAAGGAAGAGUUACAUCCAGUUGGGCUUUUCUUAAAGGUGAAAAUCCUCUUGAAGAGUGAAAUGGCUAAUCAAGAACUUUUUCAAACUCUUAUGGAAAUUCUGCAUUUUGGCAUGUCUCUGAACUUCUGUCUGAAUAUUGUUAAACUGCUGGUGGAUCAUGAAAGAGGAUCUAUUGGAUUUUAUUUCCUGAAGAUUAUCUGUGAACAUUUUCAGUCAUCAGAAGAUACUAGUAAAGCUCAACUGCUCCACAUUGACAUGCUUUUACAAAGGAAGGAAGAAAUGUUUGCAAAGGAGAAGGUUGAAGAAAUCAUUAUAGGUCACCAAACAGGAAAACCACUGGCAUCAGAAUUAAUAGGCUAUUUCCACAGCAUUAUUUGGAAACAAGCUGCCAGAAGUUUUGAGGUACACAAUUUUGAUAAUGCCCUGCACUGGUACUGUUAUUCUCUGAGAUUUUAUGCAGCUGAUCAAUCUGAUCUGGACUUGGCCAAGCUACAGAGGAACAUGGCUUCUUGUUACCUGCAUUUGGGACGAUUUGAUAAGGCUAAAGAGGCGGUUAUCAAAGCUGCACAACGUGAUCCUAGAAAUAUUUUCACUCAGUUUUAUAUAUUCAAGAUUUCAAUCGUGGAGGGCAACUCCGGCAGAGCUUUGGAGGCAAUUAUCACUUUAGAGUAUUUAUUAACGACUGACGAGCAACAUGAGAAUAAUGCAUCUACAAAGAGAAGUUCAGGUGUCAUGCUUUUCAGUUUGGCUGCCCAGUUUGCUUUAGAGAAUGGCCAACAAGUUGUAGCAGUAAAAGCUUUGGAAAAUUUAGCUAAAUAUUCGGAAGAGCCGCCACAAGUUCUUACAGCUUUAAAGUGUUUGUUUCGUCUUUUUCUUCCAAGAGUUUCUCAAAUGCCAGAAUGUGAAAACAAAAAGAAAGAAAUGGAUAGACUUUUGGCUUACUUCAACAGAGCACUCCUGAACCUUACUCAGUUAUUUGAAGGAGAAGCUUGGACUUUAGCCUCUAAGAUUAACGAAGCUCAUUGGUUUCGAAAAACAGCUUGGAACUUGGCUGUGCAAUGUGAGAAAUAUCCACUGUCAAUGAGAGAGUUUUUUGUACUUUCUUACAAGCUGUCCCAGUUUUGUCCUUCUGAUCAAGUAAUUCUGAUUGCACAGAAAACAUGUUUACUCAUGGCAGCUGCAAUUGAUCUAGACCAAGGAAGAAAAGCUUCAACAGCUUUUGAACAGACCUGCUUCCUAAAUCAUGCACUUGAUCUGAUCUGUAAAUGCAGAAACAUCUGGAAUCUCCUGAAAACAACAGGGGACUUCUCAAGAGAUCCAUGCGAGACAUUGCUUCUGCUGUAUGAAUUUGAAGUGAGAGCCAAACUGAGUGACCCAUUACUGGACCACUUCCUGGAACCAGUGUGGGAACUACCUCACUUAGAAAGUAAAGCAUUUGAAACAAUUGCAGUGUUAGCAAUGGAAAUGCCUGCAUGCUAUCCUUCUAUUGCUCUGAAGGCCUUGAAAAAGGCUUUGUUUUUCCACAAAAGGAAGGAAUCAAUUGAUGUUUUGGGAUACAGCAAAUGUAUGCACAGCUUGGUUAACCUCUUAGUGCCAGAUGGGGUGCCGAAUACAGAACUCUGUCCCAUGGAAGAAAUUUGGGGCAAUUUUGAAGAUGCUCUGAUCUUUAUUAGCCAAACUGAAGGCUACCCAGAAAUGGAGAUUCUCUGUCUGAUGAUCAAGUCCUGGAAUAUUGGCAUAUUUCUGUACAGUAAACGCAUGUAUGUAUCUACUGAAAAAUGGUGCAGCCUGGCACUGCGUCUCCUUAACUACCUUGGCUCCCUCAAGAGCACCUAUGAAACUCAGGUGAAUAUUCUGUACAGUGAGCUUGUGGAAGCAUUAGAAAAAAACAAGCGCUCAGCUUUUAAUGAAGAAUGA
Molecule: messenger RNA, 2781 nt
Organism: Budorcas taxicolor (takin)
Lineage: Eukaryota; Metazoa; Chordata; Mammalia; Artiodactyla; Bovidae
Gene: TEX11
Product: testis expressed 11
Exons: 30
Coding region: 1-2781 (926 amino acids)
Biological process (GO): meiotic cell cycle; synaptonemal complex assembly; reciprocal meiotic recombination
Cellular component (GO): central element
Molecular function (GO): protein binding
Source: RefSeq, a predicted model, not a curated record